Molecule: messenger RNA, 708 nt
Organism: Racocetra fulgida
Lineage: Eukaryota; Fungi; Glomeromycota; Glomeromycetes; Diversisporales; Gigasporaceae
Source: the annotation of a GenBank genome assembly
AUGUCUCUAUGCAGUAAAAAUAAAUACCCUGAAAGUAAUCCUUUUUCAUUUAAACAAAAUAAUAGUACUUAUACGUACAAUAUUAUCAAUGAAGGAUUGUAUCCACCAGAAGAUGUUAUAUGCUACACCACUGCUUGGUCUCGUAACAAAAUCCAAUACAAAAUCUCAGAUAAUUAUCUAGUUCAAACUAGCUGGGGCAGAGGAAAGUCAAAACACAUGGUAGAAUGUGAAAUCGAAUAUGAAUCAGAUGGCCUGAUUUUUAGGAUUAGAUUUAGAGAAGGCUCUCAAGAGCAUAUAAUAGAAUUCAAAAAAUCUUUAACUAAAGUCGCUAACAAUUAUUUACAGAAAAAACAUCCUAAUACAUGUGCAAAAAUUUCUGGGAUACAUGUAUUUGGUCUUAAUGUCAAAGAUGUAGUACAAGAGCGUGAAAAAAAAAGAAAAUUUUGUUCUUUUAAACCCUUUGAUAAGUUGGGUGAAUCUAUGAAAACAAAACGGUUUCAUUUAUUUUCAGUACAACUAGGCAUAGCAUUUGAAAAUGAAAUACUCAAAUUUUAUAAUCCAAUUGAUAAACCAAUUUUACAAGAAAUUCGAUUCAAUGUUCAAAAUAAAAAAUAUUUAGCAGAUUAUAGUGAUGGAAAUACAAAAAAAAAAGAAAAGCAACAGUUGGAUGCAUUCGUUAAAGUCAUUGACAAAGGCCCAAUUUCAUGA